Molecule: messenger RNA, 3285 nt
Organism: Equus quagga
Lineage: Eukaryota; Metazoa; Chordata; Mammalia; Perissodactyla; Equidae
Gene: SLC4A9
Product: solute carrier family 4 member 9
Exons: 22
Coding region: 55-2922 (955 amino acids)
Biological process (GO): regulation of intracellular pH; bicarbonate transport; transmembrane transport
Cellular component (GO): basolateral plasma membrane; plasma membrane
Molecular function (GO): solute:inorganic anion antiporter activity; monoatomic anion transmembrane transporter activity; sodium:bicarbonate symporter activity
Source: RefSeq, a predicted model, not a curated record
CCUCAGAACCUAGGACUAAACUGGCCCCCAAGAGGCUGUGCAAGCCUCACCAAGAUGAAGCUACCAGGCCAGGAGGAGUUUGACAUCUCCAGUACUUGUGAAAAUGUGGCCACAGGAGAGCCAGAGAGUGGCCCUGGCUCUGGUCUCAGCCCUGAUGGCCCCUCAGACACAGACAGCAGGGAACUAGGGGUACCCAAGGACCCUGUGCUCUUCAUUCAGCUGAACGAGCUGAUGGGCUGGCCCCAGGCACUGGAGUGGAGAGAGACAGGCAGGUGGGUGCUGUUUGAGGAGAAGCUGGAGGUGGGUGCAGGCCGGUGGAGUGCCCCCCACGUGCCCACCCUGGCACUGCCCAGCCUCCAGAAGCUCCGCAGUCUAUUGGCCGAGGGCCUUGUCCUGCUGGAUUGUCCAGCUCGGAGCCUCCUGGAGCUCGUGGAGCAGGUGACCAGAGUGGAGUUGCUGAGCCCAGAGCUGAGAGGGCAGCUGCAGGCCUUGUUGCUGCAGAGACCCCAGCACCUCAUCUGGACCACAAGAACCAGGCCCUGUUGCUGGUCUUCCCGCCCAAGAGAGGCUUCUCAUGAUGAGGAAGCCCCCAUGAAGGAACAGCAUCAGAACCCCCUGAGACACAAGCUGCCUCCAGGGGCUGAGGCAGCGGCUGUGCUGGCGGGAGAACUGGGCUCCCUGACACAGCCACUGGGGGUCUUUGUGCGACUGCGGGAUCCGGUAGUGCUGGGGCCUCUUACUGAGGUGCCCCUCCCCAGCAGAUUUUUCUGCCUCCUCCUUGGUCCCCCCACACUGGGAAGGGGCUACCAUGAGAUGGGCCGGGCAGUGGCCGUCCUCCUCAGUGACCGGCAAUUCCAGUGGUCAGUUCGUCGGGCCAGCAACCUUCAUGACCUUCUGGCAGCCCUGGAUGCCUUCCUAGAGGAGGUGACAGUGCUCCCUCCAGGUCGGUGGGACCCGACAGCCCGGAUUCCCCCGCCUAAAUGUCUGCCCUCUCAGCACAAAAGGCUCGCCUCGCAGCUGCGGGAGUUCAAAGGCUCCUCUGCGCGGCGUCGGGCCCCGGCUGAGGACAGGCACAGCCACCGACCGCACCCGCCCAGCCCGGAGCUGCGGCGGACAGGCAGGCUGUUUGGGGGCUUUGUCCAGGAUGUGCGCCGGAAGGCCUCGUGGUACCCCAGCGACUUCUUGGACGCCCUGCACCCCCAGUGCUUCUCGGCCGUGCUCUACAUUUAUCUGGCCACAGUCACUAACGCCAUCACUUUCGGAGGUCUGCUGGGGGAAGCCACCAACGGUGCUCAGGGGGUGCUGGAAAGUUUCCUGGGCACAGCAGUGGCUGGAGCUGCCUUCUGCCUGAUGGCAGGCCAGCCCCUCACCAUCCUCAGCAGCACGGGGCCAGUGCUGGUCUUUGAACGCCUGCUCUUCUCUUUCAGCAGAGACUACAGCCUGGACUACUUGCCCUUCCGCCUGUGGGUGGGCAUCUGGGUAGCCAUCUUUUGUCUGGCACUGGUGGCCACAGAGGCGAGUGUACUGGUCCGCUACUUUACCCGCUUCACCGAGGAAGGCUUCUGUGCCCUCAUCAGCCUCAUCUUCAUCUAUGAUGCUGUGGGCAAAAUGCUGAGCUUGACCCGUGCCUAUCCCAUCCAGAGGCCUGGCUCUCCUACCUAUGGCUGCUUCUGCCAGUUCCCAGACCCGCAAGGAAAUGAGUCUCAGUGGACAAGGACAAAGCCAAAAGACAGAGAUGACAUCUUAAGUGUGGACCUAGGUCUGGUCAAUGCAUCCUUGCUGCCCCCACCUGAGUGUGCCCAGCAGGGAGGCCGCCCUCGUGGCCCUGGCUGUCAUACAGUCCCAGACAUCGCCUUCUUCUCCGUCCUCCUCUUCCUUACCUCCUUCCUCUUUGCCAUGGCCCUCAAGCAUGUAAAGUCCAGCCGCUUCUUCCCCUCUGUGAUGCGCAAGAUGCUCAGCGACUUCUCCUCAGUCCUGGCCAUCCUGCUGGGCUGUGGGCUUGAUGCCUUCCUGGGCCUAGCCACGCCAAAGCUCAUGGUUCCCAGAGAGUUCAAGCCCACACUCCCUGGGCGUGGCUGGUUGGUGUCACCUUUUGGAGCCAACCCCUGGUGGCUGAGCGUGGCAGCCGCCCUGCCUGCCCUGCUGCUAUCAAUCCUCAUCUUCAUGGACCAGCAGAUCACAGCAGUCAUCCUCAACCGUGCCAAAUAUAGAUUGCAGAAGGGAGCUGGCUUCCACCUGGACCUCUUCUGUGUGGCUGUGCUGAUGCUGCUCACAUCAGCGCUUGGGCUGCCCUGGUAUGUCUCAGCCACUGUCAUCUCCCUGGCUCACAUGGACAGUCUUCGGAGAGAGAGCAGAGCUUGUGCCCCAGGGGAGCCCCCCAGCUUCCUGGGCAUCAGGGAGCAGAGGCUGACAGGCCUGGUGGUGUUCAUCCUCACAGGCAUCUCCAUCUUCCUGGCACCUGUACUCAAGUUCAUCCCAAUGCCUGUGCUUUAUGGGAUCUUCCUGUACAUGGGGGUGGCAGCGAUUAGCAGCAUACAGUUCACGAAGAGGGUGCAGCUACUAUUGAUGCCAGCAAAAUACCAGCCAGACCUCCUGCUCUUGCGGCAUGUGCCUCUGAACAGGAUCCACCUCUUCACAGGCAUCCAGCUUGCCUGCCUGGGUCUGCUUUGGAUAAUCAAGUCUACUCCUGCAGCCAUCAUCUUCCCUCUCAUGUUGCUGGGCCUCGUGGGGGUCCGAACGGCAAUGGAAUGGGUCUUCUCACCACAGGAACUCCUCUGGCUGGAUGAGCUGAUGCCGGAGAAGGAGAGGAACAUCUCUGAGAAGGGGCUGGAGCCAGAGUACUCAUUCAGUGGAAGUGACAGUGAAGAUUUGGAGCUGAUGUAUCAGCCGAAGUCUCCGGAAAUCAACAUCUCUGUGAAUUAGCUGGAGUAGAAGGAGUCUGGGAGUGGAGACUCCAGGAACCACAGCAUGAGUUCACAGGUGUUUACUCAGGAAGUCAGGACAUUGCUGGCCUUUGGCUUAAUUGUCAGAUGCUCAGUCAGCUGGGAACCUGAAACAACGGGGCAGGACUGGAAGGCAGCUGGCUAAGACCUCAAUCACCCUCCUGAGCUUGGGGUGGAGAGUGGCAGGGAACAAGCAGAUCUGCUUGUGGUUAGGAAAGGCUGGUAAGCCAGAGGGACUGACCAGGCCCCAUUCACUCUCUACCCUGUUAAAGGGACCUGAGGCCAGAAGCCCUUCCCAUUUUGAACUUUCUGUCCUCACAAAUUCUCUUUUACAGAAUGGGGG